Darwinula stevensoni is the source of this 2144-nucleotide messenger RNA. The record is from the annotation of a GenBank genome assembly. Lineage: Eukaryota; Metazoa; Arthropoda; Ostracoda; Podocopida; Darwinulidae.
AUGGAUACAGAAAUUCGCCAGAAGAGCGGGGCACAGUUGCUGCAAUAUGCACCGUUUAGCAGUUGCGUGGACCCUCGGUUCUGGUACAAACUGUCGCAAUUGAAGCUAGAAAAGUACAAAUUGAGCGAGGAGUCUGUGAAUAUCGAUGGGUUCUUUUCAAACGUUUCCACUCUUGGAAUGGGCCUCCGAGUUUCCGUCGAUGAAUCGUCGUUUGAAAGGAAUUCAGGGAUCGGCCAUAAUCUCUUACCUAUGCGAGGGACCCUAAUGAACAAGAACACAUUGGACGGUUUUCGGGAUUUGGACAAGAAAGCUCUUCUGCAAGAAGUGGGGAAGGAAUUGUGGAAGCAGAUUCAGAAUGGCCAGGCUCUCGAGAAUCCUACCAUACUCAACUCCUUUCUUCUCCUCACCUUUGCUGACCUGAAGAAGUACCGUUUCUACUUCUGGUUUGCUUUCCCUGCAUUGUUACACCCAUCUACACCUGUGUACGCAUCAUCCAUUCAUGACAUUGCUGAAGAAAUGAACCCAAAGCAGGUUGCUUCAUUGGGGGAUGCUUAUUCAAAUAUCCCUGCAGAAUCCCCAUCUAAGCAGUUCUUCAUAGUGACAUUACUAAAUGACAACUGUGAUAUUGCCAGCUUGGCAACAUUUAACGAAAAAGUUGAGGAAUGGAGAAGGAACUCUGCCACAAAGUUUUAUCUGGGAUUUGCUGAUCCAUCCCAAUUGGAGGCGAAUCCCGGAUGGUCUUUGAGGAACUUCAUUGCCCUCAUUCAUCAUCUCUGGUAUCCAGACUUAGGGGAUGAAGUGAAAGUCCUCUGUCUCCGUAUGGAAUAUGGAAAAGGGGGCUCAAAUGUGGCAAAGAGCAUUUGUGUGACAGUGCAACUCUCAAGCCUUUUGGCAGAGACACCAGACUUCCCAGGGACUAUAGGCUGGGAGAAGAACCUCAAAGGAAACAUGGGACCUCGAAUGGCCGAUCUCAGCUCUUCCCUUGAUCCAAUUAGGUUGGCAGAAUCAGCAGUAAGCCUGAAUCUGCAGUUGAUGAGGUGGAGAUUAGUUCCAUCAUUAGACCUGGAGAAGGUUGAACAGACUCGAUGUCUGCUCCUUGGGGCUGGCACCUUGGGAUGCAACAUUGCUCGAUGUCUCUUGGGCUGGGGUGUGCGUGAGAUAACAUUUGUCGACAGUGGGAAGAUUUCCUUCUCGAACCCAGUUCGGCAGAGUCUGUUCGUGCAUGAGGAUUGCCUGGAAGGAGGAAAGAACAAGGCAGAAGCAGCUGCUCGUGCUCUUCAACUCAUCUUCCCUCCUGUUAGAAGCCGGGGAGAAGCAUUGCACAUCCCAAUGCCAGGUCAUCCGGUGAGCAAGGCAGAAGAGGAAUCUCUGAAGUCGGCUGUAGCUCGCCUCGAAGAACUCGUAGCCAGCCACGAUGUGGUUUUCCUUGUGAUGGACUCCAGAGAGAGCAGGUGGUUGCCCACCCUCCUUGGGGCAGUGCAUCAAAAGCUGGUCAUUACAGCUGCUCUGGGCUUUGACUCCUUCCUCGUAAUGCGACACGGGCUGAAGACUUGCUCCGUUGACCCUGGAGGUGACAGCCCACCUCUAGCUUGCUAUUUCUGUGGGGAUGUUGUUGCCCCUGGCAAUUCUAUGAAAGCGAGGACUCUGGAUCAGCAGUGUACAGUGACAAGACCUGGGAUCUCCAUGAUAGCUGCUGCUUAUGCAGCUGAAUUGGCUGUGUCUGUCAUCCAGCAUCCUCUUGGGGGUGGAGCUCCUGGUAUAUCAUUAGAGAAGUUUGGGGAAGAAGACGUGGGAAAUGAAAGAGAGGCCGAUUGUGUCUUGGGAAAAGUGCCUCACAUGAUUCGGGGCUUCCUUUCUGCCUGGCACCAACUUGGUCCUGCCACUCCUGCCUUCUCACAAUGCACAGCCUGUUCAGAAAAGGUCAUUGAGGCUUACAAAAGUGAAGGCCUUGAGUUCCUGUUGAAAGUGUUUGAGUCGUCUGCAUACCUGGAAGAAUUGACUGGCCUUAAGAAGCUCCAGGAAGAGAGCUUUGAUGCUGAGGUUUGGGUGAUGGACGAUACUGAUGACGAUGAAACCGAGGAUCAUGACGAUCUCAGGGGUUCUGUUGAGGAUGCUGCAUCCUCAUGACUUUCUACCAUACCAGG